CCCAGGUCGCUUUGCUUCACCGUUGAUCCAGAGUUGCCUGGAAGAAUCACAUGGACAUGUCGAGAGGGAAAAAUCGAGACAAUGGAUUCUUAGCGGAUAGGUGACUGGUUAUUCACCGGAAUAUUCCUAAACAUUCUUUACUUUUACAGUCUUCAAGUUCAGAUCUCGUUAACAAAAGGUUUACCUUAAUUUCCACACCUUCGAACAAGAGUACGAUUCAUAGAUUCAUAAAAGCGCAUUGUCAGGAUUCCGGAUCGAUUAACCGGCAAGAUAAAUGACACGAGCAACUUGGAAAUAUAUCUUUAUUCUCGUGACAAUAUGGCUGCUUAUUGUAGGUUACAUGGGCUGGCAGCUCUUGUCCGUAGUAGAGGACUCAAAUCGAAACGUGGCAGUGGUGUUACAGAAAGAAAGACAGUUAGACUUAAUGAAGAGCCAAAACGAGGCUCUAAGAAAGAAAUUAGCCGAGGUUGAAGGCCUCAAGGAUAAACUGGAGGUCGAAAUUGCGGAGAUUAAAAAGAAGAAUGUGGAAUUGGAGCGUAAACUGAAGUCUGUUAGUGUCUCAUCAUCAUCAGCCGCCGUGAAACGCGACGAAGGGUCGAAGGAGAGUCCGGCGAUCUCUAAUGAAUUUAGGCCACCUAGCAGGGAAUUUUUAAUCACAAGGAGAAGGGCAGAGAAAACAUUGAAAGAAUUAUGGUAUUUUGUAAGUUCAGAAAUAACCAAGGUAAACAAGAUCGCUAGCGAUAAAGUGCAAUCGAAACUUCGCCAAAUUAUGGGAACGGUGGAAGACAUGCACCACUUGCUAUCACACAACUUUGAAAACUUGAAGACGAUGGAUGGCCAACAAGAUUGGGCUGAAAAAGAACAUAAGUUCCUUAGCGAUCUUGUUCAAAGAAGGCUUCGUUACUUGCAGCACCCAAAAGAUUGCAAUACGGCAAAGAAGCUCGUAUGUCAGCUAAACAAAGGCUGUGGCUACGGUUGCCAGGUACAUCAUCUAAUGUACUGCUUCAUUGUUGCUUAUGGCCUUGAAAGAACUCUGAUAGUUGACUCUAGUGGCUGGAGAUAUUCAUCCAAUGGUUGGACAGGCAUUUUUAAGCCAGUUAGUGAAACCUGUAUAAGCCAUCAGGGGCAUGUAGCCGGAUGGAGUGGGGAUGCCUCUAAAAAUGAACAGAAUGUUUUAUUGCCAAUUGUAGAUAGCCUUUUCCCGAGACCUAAGUAUAUGCCUUUAGCCGUUCCAAAAGACUUAGCAAGCCGAAUAGAACAAAUUCAUGGGCAUCCAUUUGUGUGGUGGAUUGGGCAGUUUGCUAAAUAUUUAUUUCGUUAUGCACCUCAAGUUCAAGAAGAAAUUGACAAGAAAAGAUCCUUGCUUGGUUUCAAGAAACCCAUUGUUGGGUAAGAUAGUUAUUUAAACCUUUUAGUUAUUUAGAAUGAAAAACUUAUAUAUCUGUGGAUCAAAUUCACUGUAAAAAUUCCUUUUAUAUUUAAGUUGCUUAAAUGCAAAUGCAUUCAUUAUUUUCAGUAAAACAAACACUCUGUUUAUAGAGCUGUUAGAGUCCAGAAUUGAAAAUUCUGAAAGUUAUUAUCCAUUAAGAAUUAUCAAAAAGCUUCCCCGUGUUAGUUUUUACUUAUAGAUUUUUAAUCAAUGAAAGUAAAUUAAUUUUUAUUAAUUUAUGAGGAAUAUCUCAAAGGCAAUUAAGUUAAAGAAUGUUUUUCUCCCAUUUUUAUGAGUUUUAAAAUAUGACUGUCACAAAGACAUUAUUUUUGAAAGAAUUAUUGUGUUAAAGAGAGAAAAUUUGGUUAACAAUGUUAAAUGACAGAUCUCUAGUAAAAAUAUAAGUAUGUAAACAUACCCUUCAUCUGUGUCACAAGAUCUUUAAAGGCAAAGACUAGCCUGAAUUUCAUCCGAUUACUUUGAGUCGUUAUUACUCCCCAGGGAGUAAUAACGAAUCAAAGUAAUCGGAUGAAAUUCAGGCUAGGCAAAGACCUGCACUAACCUAAACUCAAUAAAAUGGAUGAUUUGGCAUCACAUGAAUACAUUUCGCAAAUUACUGAAAAUUUUGACUGCUUGCAUAUCAGAAAUAUAUUUGAACCCAGAGAACAUGGUUAAAGUAGACAGGAUUUAUUUUUUUGAUUUGGGUUGAUUCUCAAUUUCUGCUAUCUCUUAGUCCUAAUUCACAAAAUUAAUGAUAAAAAAAUCAACCAAGGUGGAAAAAAAAUUUUAACCUGAAUGUUGACUCAUACAAUUUAUGUGAGAGAAAAACACAAAUGAUAAAAUUUGGUUGAAAGGGAGCAUAAAAAUGUGAAAAUAUAGUCAAGGUGGUGGUAAAAUAAUUUAUUGUUUUUCAUAUUUACAUUUUGAGAAUGUUCAUUUUGGUUUCUUUUUUUUUCUUUUUUGCAGGGUUCAAGUGCGGCGAACAGAUAAGAUAAACACAGAAGCAGCCUUUCACAGUAUUGAGGAAUACAUGUAUUGGGUUGACUUGUACUACAAUAAGUUAGAGAGAGUGCAAACUAUUGAACAGAGACGAGUAUAUCUCGCCACUGAUGAUUCAAACCUAUUGCCUGAAGCAAAAGAGAAGUAUGUUUCUGCGGUAUUUAUGCCUUAAAAACCUAACUGCAUAAUUCCCUUGUAUGAUUAUGGGGAUGGUUAGCAUAGCCAGAAAGAAGAAUAUGAAAAAAGACCACGUGCUAAAAAUCAGCUUGUCCAUGGAAAUGUUAUGCUUCUGAUGACUCCAUACAAAUCCUUCUAAAAUAGGCCUAGAUUGUAAACAUUAUGAUCAAAGCCAGUUUUAGGAAAAAACAGUGGUGGAUCAAGGGAGGAGGCCCCUCCUUAUUUUUAGACCAAACUGGGCCCCCCUUAUUUCAGGGUCUGGAUGACCCCCCCCCCUUAUCUGAAGGUCCUGGACCUGCCACUGAAAAUCUCCCCACCAACUUGCAUUAACUGGCUGUGUUCAUUCUGAAUGUGCCAACCAAUCCCAUAAUCAAUGUGAGUAUCAGGGAUAACUUUAUUUUUUGUUUAAAUAGAGCACAAAACCCCAUGGGUACAAAAAUUUGCUAGUCUAUCAUUCCAAGAAAAUUUUGUUGUCACAUUGCUCGUGCACAGUAGAUCACUGCCAUAUGGACACCCACUCAAUAUGGACACCUCGUAAACUGAUGGAGUUAGACUGUAGAUACAGUAGUUGUUGACCACCCACCCAGUACAUGUGUUAGCCAAAGGUGCACAUUUCUUACAAGUGUGUUGUUGCCAUUUCAGGUACAAGAACUAUGAAUUUAUAAGUGACAAUGAGAUCUCCAAAUCUGCUGGGCUUAACUCACGCUACUCUGACUCAUCUCUGCAUGGUGUUGUGUUUGACAUCCAGAUGUUAGCAGAAUGUGACUUUUUGGUGUGUACAUUUUCAUCGCAGGUAAGACUUUUAAAUUCAUUUCAAACCCAGAAGUAUAUAAUAUUAAAAUUGUUUUUUGUAAAAUUUUAAAGAAAAAAACACCAUGUGACAUGCUGCCCAUGAGGUUUCAUUUGAAUGGUAACACCAUGAGAUUUCAUACACAGACUGAAAAGUGAGAACCACCUUUUACAGGAUAAUAAACAGUACCAUAGGAUCUCAUCUACUGACUCAAAACUAAGAACAUUGUUAGAACCACCUUGUACAGCGUAAUAAACAGUACCACAGUAAAGUACUGCACAGUAGCUUUCAUUUGAAUGGUUACACCGUAAGAUUUUAUUCACCGACUCAAAAGUUAGAACCACCUUGUACAGCAUAAUAAACAGUACCACAGGAAAGUAAUGCUCAGUAGCUUUCAUUCAAAUGGUCACAACAUAGGAUUUCAUCCAAAGACUCAAACGUUGGAACCACCUUGUAAUAGCUAACUGCAGAAGGAUAGCCUCUUCUCUAACAAUAGCAGCCUUAAAAAAAAACAAAAAAAAAAAUUUAAUACUGCUAAUCCUUUACAUCUGAAAUCCAUCCUGGACAAACACCAACAGCUAAAAUUCAGGGGGGUAGGAGUAGGGUAAAAACCAAGGCUGUGCUCUAGCAGCACUUGGUGGCUUGUGGCGCCUAACUUUUGCUCCCAGGCAACUAGAAAAUCUUAGUUUUUUCAUAGAAAAAAUAGCUGGGCACCCUGGAUUUCACAGAUUCAAGGCACAGGGCCCCCUGCAAUUUUUCUUAGAGCACAGCCUCAGGUUACGUUAACAUUGGCACAUGAGAUUAAAAAAAUUUUAUAUUUUAUUUUGUUUCAUUCAAACCUCAUUUUGUCUUUUUUUUAAAUACAUUUGCUAGGUUUGCCGUGUGGCCUAUGAAAUUAUGCAGUCAAUGCAUCCAGACGCAUCUAAGAAAUUUCAAUCACUUGAUGAUAUUUAUUACUUUGGUGGUCAGUCGGGUCAUGAUGUGCGAGCCAUUUACCCUCAUAAGUCACAAAGAAGCUCUGAAAUUAAUCUCUAUGUGGGAGAUCGCAUAGGAAUUGCUGGUAAUCACUGGGAUGGCUAUUCCAAGGGUGUCAACCGCAAAAGAGGUGGCGAUGGCCUCUUUCCGUCUUACAAAGUGGAAGAUGUUAUGGAGGUGGAGGAAUUUCCAACCUAUGCAGGAGCAUAGGCAAAUCUUUACUGUUGUAGUUUUUUGUAGUUAUUUUUUGUAUUUUAUUUUUUUGAAUGUUUUAUCCAGCAGUGGAUCCAGGGGACAACCCCA
Messenger RNA from Porites lobata, 4673 nucleotides. The record is from the annotation of a GenBank genome assembly. NCBI's taxonomy places the organism in Eukaryota, Metazoa, Cnidaria, Anthozoa, Scleractinia, Poritidae.